Messenger RNA from Dentiscutata erythropus, 819 nucleotides. The record is from the annotation of a GenBank genome assembly. NCBI's taxonomy places the organism in Eukaryota, Fungi, Glomeromycota, Glomeromycetes, Diversisporales, Gigasporaceae.
AUGUCUCAAACUAAAUCUAGAUCACCUACACUUAAAGAUGCUUUUAAAUAUGUUAGUUAUAUUAAACAAUUGUAUCAAAGCCAACCUUCAAAGUAUAGGCUUUUUAUUUCUUCUUUAAAGUCUUUUGACCAAGCAGAAAUUGAUCACAUAACCUUGAUCAGACGAAUGGAAACAGUUUUUCAAGAAAAUUCGGAAUUAAUGGAUGAAUUUAUCCAAUAUUGUCCACAGGAAUGGAAUUCUAUGAGAAAUAAUUUGGUCAUAGGAAAUAAUAAUUAUGGUAAUAAUAUUACAACAUCAACUAUAAGAAGGAAUGUAAACUCAUCCGCUAAAAAAAAUGGAAUAAAUGAUGUUUACGAUGAUAGUAAUAAUAAUAUAAUAAAAAUAAUGGUGAAAAAACCUCGUGUGGCACAAGAAUUUGAUGAUAACUCUUUAGCGGUCCCUAAUACAAUGACUACAGUACCUUCUAAACCUGCACAAUAUAAAUUAAAGGGUAAACCGUCAAAAAAAAGUGUAUCAAGUACCGUAACAAAAGAUUUUUUGAUUUCAAAGAGAAAUGAAGCCUUUACAAAAAUCCAAGAAUCCAAUGAUUCUUUGGAUUCAGAUCAAUCGAUCAAUGUGUCAUCUAUCAGCACCUUUUCAUCACGGCAGUCAUCAUUUUCGUGCACCCUAAAUGAAGAUUCUUCAGUUGAAAUGGAUAAAAUCCCAGAAGCACUAAAAGAUUUUCAACCUACAUCCGACGUGUCAAACUCAACAACACCUUUACGAAGAAGUACAAGAAUUCGUAAACCUUCGUUCAAGAAAAUGGAUAGUAUUUACUAA